GAAGCUCGAAGCGGGUUUCUCAUUCUCAGUCAACUUUCAAACGUUGCGGAUAACCGCUGUAAAAUUUCGCUUUCGUUGGGUUCCUGUCUGUCUGCAUAUACAGUGUGUUUCCGUAACAACCGCCAUGGCUACUCUGACCCGAUCAAACUCCAGAGUGAAUUCUCCAAUAUACAAAGACUACGUCAACUUCCUUGCCAGCUACAAAAACGGAAAAAAAGAAGACGAAAACGCCGGUAACAGUGUCGAAGUGAAAAACUUUCCCCUAUCGAAUUCUAGCAACAACACAUCGUCGUCGUCACUCAGCUCAGACGUGCCGGAUUUUUCGAAAAACUCAUGCACCCCCUUUAACACGUACUUGGAAAAUUCCAAGAGCAAGAAAUUCAGUUCGGUGAAGCCCGCCUUCGAGGAAAAAGACAAGUCGAAGGAGGAAGCGAAGCCACAGGAAGAGAAAAAGGAGAAGAUGAAAAGCGAAAUUUUCAUCGAAAUCCAGCCCACUAAAUCCGUAAGCGAAGUCUCCAAGAUGUUCGAAAACCCACAAGAGCGAAAAUCGCCACCUAGAUGCAACAAAAUCAACUCGAAAAUCAGCCUGUUCGAAAAACAAGUCUCCGUGGAGAAACCCAAACUUGCCGCCAAACCCUCCUUCAGCAAAUCGCCGCCCCCAAAAAUCGACAUUUACAAAGACGCGAAAGUCGAUACGGAAAAAGAGACAAUGUCGCCACUAAAAGUCGAUACGCCGCCCCCGAUUGCCAUGUCGAAGUCGGAAAGCGAGAAAAACGUGCCGCCGCCCCCGCCGAUGCCGACGGCCGCGCCUCCGAAGCCGGUCAUGAACGGAAGCGCGCCGCUAAUGGGUCAGAAGUCGCCGAGCAGCCCGAACUCGUCACCGCCGCCGCCACCGCCGCCCCCGGUUAACCUGUCGCAGCCGCCUAAACUGCAAGCCACGCUUACCCGGGGUCCGCAGACUAAGUACACCGUGACUAACCCCAACGGCGGUGUUCCUGUCGAAAUCGACAGGAACAACCCGUUGGUCAAAAAGCUGGUGUAUGGGACUCUGAGGGGUCUGUAUGGGGCGUACCAUGACAAAGCCAACGAUAUGUUGGCGACCUUGCCCAAAAACAUGGUCGUGAGGAGCAACGGAGUCCAAGACAGAAUCGAGCAAAUAGCGGCUAAUGGUGACUUGGAUAAACUCAACGGGAGAGUAAACCCCAAACUAGAGCAAGAAUGAACCUUCCAUGAAGUUUUGUAAAUAUGUAGUUCUAGGAUCUGUACAUAGUUUAUAUUUAGAAUUUUUGUAUCUUAGCACUAAUUAUACUUAUUUUCCAAA
Messenger RNA from Zophobas morio, 1321 nucleotides. RefSeq lists its product as uncharacterized. The coding region runs from base 125 to 1222 and encodes 365 amino acids. Lineage: Eukaryota; Metazoa; Arthropoda; Insecta; Coleoptera; Tenebrionidae. The record is from RefSeq and is a predicted model, not a curated record. The transcript has 2 exons.